This is a messenger RNA of Glycine soja, 1619 nucleotides long. RefSeq lists its product as uncharacterized. The record is from RefSeq and is a predicted model, not a curated record. Lineage: Eukaryota; Viridiplantae; Streptophyta; Magnoliopsida; Fabales; Fabaceae. Gene Ontology annotation, molecular function: zinc ion binding. The transcript has 3 exons. Bases 277 to 1209 code for a protein of 310 amino acids.
CUUACCAUUUUCCCAGUUACUUUCCUUACCUAACGCUGCUACUCCUUUUCAUACAUAUAAAUAAUCACAAUUUUGUCCAUUCUUCCAACUACACCCACAACCAAAGGCAAAGUCCAGAGCUUUUAAGGCGCUGUGCUUGGAUUCAAACAUGCCCAGUUUCAUUUUUUAUUCUAAAAUCUAACGUUGGAGGUAAAUCCUCCUCUUCGUGUCUGAUUCGGGUGAAACAUCCUAUUGGUGGUUUUGAAAUACUGAGUGGAAGAAUUUGAUAUUGGGGUUAUGGAUCAGGCAAAAAGCAAAGGCAGUGGUGAGAUUUUGGAUCAUGUCGAUGAAAGGGUGGAUGAGGAUUUUAACCAAUUGGUUGAAGGAAAUGCAAUUGAUGCAGGAGGUGGACAUAGCUUGGGUGAAGGAGUUAAUGUAAGUGGGGAAGAUGGGACUUCAGAAGAGAUGUGCAAUGAUCUUCGAUUGAAUAGGGAGCUAAAGGAGGGGUCUCAAGAAGUUAAUGAUCAGAACAUGGGUGACCCACAAGAAAUUAAUGAUACAUUGCAUGGGGUUGAUCAAGGAACUAGUUAUAGUUCAAGAAAUUUGGUUAGUUGGGAAGUACCCGAGACUUGUGUUGUAGUAGAUCCUUCUACUCAGAUUGAGUGUGUCAAUGGAGAUAAUAGGAAAUUGGAAGCAAAACCUAAUGAAUCAGGGUUGAACAAGGUGUCCAUGAAAGUCACAAAUGGGGUGUCUGAGACAGAUAAAAAUUCAUGUGUGAUUGAUAUAAACUGUCACAGCUGUGAUGGGUUUAGUGAGAAUUUGGAAGGUGAAAUGAUUUGUAGGAUUUGCCAUCUGGCCUCUGGGCAACCAUUGGAAGCAGCAGAUGUUGGCACUGCAAGUAGUGCUACUACUAAUACAGAUUUGAUUCAGCUCGGUUGUGCAUGUAAAGAUGAGCUAGGGAUUGUGCAUAGUCAUUGUGCAGAGGCAUGGUUCAAGCUUAAAGGAAACAGGUUGUGUGAAAUAUGUGGUGAGACUGCAAAAAAUGUUUCGGAUGUUACGGAUAAUGGAUUUAUUGAAGAGUGGAAUGAUACUAGAUUCAUGGACAGUGAUAAUACCUCAUCCAGAAGGUUUGGUGGAUGCUGGCGCGGACAACCAUUUUGUAACUUCUUAAUGGCAUGCCUGGUAAUAGCUUUUGUUCUACCAUGGUUCUUCAGGGUAAAUAUGUUCUAGUGGAGGAGUCAAAUACUAUUCUUCCCUUCAAAUCUUUAUCCCUGCCUAAAUGAUGAGUGCAUCAUUGGCUCCUUGCAUAUUCUUUUUCUGAAGGGGUGGUAAUGCUUAACCAUGACCAACUUCACAUUUCUCUGGGUAUGUAGUUCCCUGAAGCCUUGAAAUUUGGUUGUAAAGAAACUUACCAACUUGGCAAGUUGCGAUCAAAUUGUUUCCUAGUUGCAUUCUUUUAAUUGGAGUGCGUGUGGUGUACUGAGAUAUAUAUAACAGCGGGAUCCAUUUUAUAAAGGAGUAAAGCAAAGAAGAUAAUUUACUGUUUCCCAAAAGCAUAAAUGUUAUAUUAGAACUUAGAAACAGCACAUUAUUCGCUGUAAAACAAUCAAACAAAAAGAGCCUCUCCUUGAUUUUCCUUC